Penicillium manginii is the source of this 1227-nucleotide messenger RNA. RefSeq lists its product as uncharacterized. Gene Ontology annotation, biological process: proteolysis. Bases 1 to 1227 code for a protein of 408 amino acids. NCBI's taxonomy places the organism in Eukaryota, Fungi, Ascomycota, Eurotiomycetes, Eurotiales, Aspergillaceae. Gene Ontology annotation, molecular function: metalloaminopeptidase activity. The record is from RefSeq and is a predicted model, not a curated record. The transcript has 4 exons.
AUGCAAAACUGCCUCCAUGUCCAAUCCGGAGAAAAAGUGCUCCGGGAUGAUUGCGACAACAAAGCUGGGACGUUGCAAUGUCCGACGUGUCUGAAGCUAGACAUAAAAGACAGCUACUUUUGUGCUCAAGAUUGUUUCAAAAGGAACUGGAAUUUGGCAUUGACCGUAUCUAGGCUACUCAUAAGGCGAUCCACAAGACACAAAAUGGUAAAUAUUCAACACAUUAUCUACUUGGAACUUUUCACUGAUUACUUGAUAGCCGGUGGGCUUUACAACCCCUUUCCCACAUACCCAUUCAGUGGAAGUGUCCGACCUGUAUACCCACUGUCUCCACGACGCCCUGUUCCCAAGUCAAUUAAGCACCCUGACUGGGCUGAGACCGGAAUCCCCAAGCGAGAACUCCGGCUGAGCAAGUCGAAAUGGGAUUUCUUGGAUGCUGAAGGUCAAGCAGCCAUGCGCAAGGUGUGCAAGUUGGCUCGCGAGGUCCUGGACAUCACCGCCGCAGCCAUGAAACCCGGCGUGACCACCGACUAUCUGGACGAAGUCUGUCACAAUGCUUGUGUUGAACGAGAGUCAUACCCUUCCCCACUCAACUACCAUCACUUCCCAAAGUCAUUGUGUACAUCCCCGAAUGAGAUCGUAUGCCAUGGCAUCCCCAACCAAAGAGUUCUUCUUGAUGGCGAUAUCCUCAAUCUGGAUAUAUCCAUCUACCACGGCGGAUACCAUGCCGAUUUGAACGAAACUUACUACGUCGGCGACAAGGCCAGGGCAGACUCAGAUGCGAUUAGACUCAUCGAAACGACGCGAGAAGCCUUGGACAUGGCUAUUGCCAUCAUCAAGCCCGGAACACCCAUUCGGGAGUUUGGAAAAAUCAUUGAAAAGCACGCGAAUUCCAGGGGUCUCGCCGUUGUCAAGACUUGGGGUGGUCACGGCAUCAACUCAGAGUUCCACCCUCCUCCCUGGAUCCCACACUAUGCGAAAAACAAAGCUGUUGGGACAUGCAAGCCUGGGAUGACCUUCACCAUUGAGCCUAUUCUUACGCUAGGCACAAACCGGGAAAUGGAUUGGCCCGAUAACUGGACAAACGUUACGAUGGACGGAAAACGGACGGCGCAGUUUGAACAUACUAUGCUUGUAACCGAGACAGGCGUUGAGGUUCUGACAGCGAGGCUAGCGGACUCCCCAGGUGGACCAAUCCCCAUACCAGAUCCGGUAACUGAAAAUUGA